ACCCACGUGCUGAUCGCUGCUGAGUAAGAACACAUUCUGCACGUAGCAGACAUAUUAAUCAGAAAGGGGCCAUCUGCUGCUUUGGUAAAUAAAUCGAAAGGAGUUUGCACUUUGCAGGACUCGUCAGCUCCAAAAAAGGGGGAGUGAUUACAGCCGCUAAGGGGGAGUUCACACACGUGGAUCACAUACAACCAGAUAAAAAAGAACUCCAGGAUCAGCAGCCUUCUGGUUAAGCACUUAUCUGUCGGCAAAGGUGCGGCUGGUAGGCGGGAGGAGGGGGAGUCAGUUCUAGUAAGUGCAUUCACAGUGCAUUUAAUUAUUUAGUCUGGUAACCUAAAGGCUGGGUGGAACUGGAAAUCUCCACUGAGGAGAGACGUUGCUGCAGCUAAACUUUCCCACGCUGUCUUCGUUACUAACCUUGAACUCGUUUGCUUCCUACAUUAAAAAGUUGUACAUGCUGGUUGACUCAAGUUACUAGCGCGAUUUGUUCAUCUCCAGCUGUACUAAGCACUGGUUUGGUGCAUAUUUGACUUAACUCUGGGGGGCGGGAAGACCUAAUCAAGAUGCCUCUGGGACCUAUAAUGAGAUUAGAUCUAGAGAAAAUAGCCCUCGACUAUAUUGUGCCCUGUUUGCAUGAUAUCGGCUUCUGCUACUUGGACAAUUUCCUGGGCGAGGUGGUAGGGGACUGUCUGUUGGAGCGAGUGAAACAGAUGCACUAUAACGGGGAGCUGCAGGAUGGUCAACUAGCCGGCCACAGCAAUGGCAUCUCCAAAAGACAUUUGAGAGGAGACCAGAUAAAGUGGAUCGGAGGCACUGAGGAAGGAUGUGAGGCCAUCAACUUUCUCUUGUCGUUGAUAGACAGGCUGGUGAUGUAUUGUGGAAGUAGACUGGGCAAGUACUAUGUCAAGGAAAGGUCCAAGGCAAUGGUAGCUUGCUACCCUGGGAACGGAACUGGGUAUGUUCGUCACGUAGACAAUCCAAAUGGCGAUGGGCGCUGUAUCACCUGUAUUUAUUACCUGAAUAAGGAUUGGGACUCAAAGCUGCAUGGUGGAAUUCUUCGAAUAUUCCCGGAAGGAAAGUCCUAUGUAGCAGAUGUUGAGCCCAUUUUUGACAGGUUACUUUUUUUCUGGUCAGACCGAAGGAACCCACAUGAAGUGCAACCUUCCUAUGCAACCAGAUAUGCCAUGACUGUGUGGUAUUUUGAUGCUGAAGAAAGAGCAGAAGCCAAGAAAAAGUUUAGGAAUUUAACUGAUGCAGGGAAGACAGAAGCAGCUCUUCAUGAAGACUGAAAGUGAUCUGCUGGCAUAGUGCUUUUAUCACAACCGUUUCUGAACUCUUUGCAAAUGAUGAGAUCCAAAGAUGACUUGUCCAUUUCCAGUGAAACAUGGGACAUUCUUCUUACCCACAGGAAUGUACUGACUUGUCAGUCUAACACCUGCAUAUUACAUUGAUGGUACUCACAGUAGCCUCUUAUCAUGCCUGCAUCUGGCAGAAGGGAACCCUUGUUUUCUAUUUGCCUUUAACUGAAGAAAGUAACCAGGAUUUUAGUAAAAGAAGAAUGUCACCAAAGCCUAAUGCAAGUGGCUAAGCCAGCUGGCUCUUAGUAAUAGUGGUAAUAAAGAUAACAAGUAUUGGAACCAGUGGGGAAAAAACCUGGGUCUUAUUUGCACUUUAUGUAAAUUUCUUAGCUGAAUGGAAAGGCGAUUUACAAAUUAAAAUCUGUUGCAGAUGCCAAUGGGCAAUGCAAGAUAUUGGAAAUGUGAAAUUAAACUAGGUAUUUGUAGAGGGUCAUCUUCUGUUAUGCUUAACAUGGGGCCAUUGAUGGGCUGCUAAUCACUUUUGCUGCACAGAGCAUUGGCUUUAUUCUCCUGUAUUAUUGCUUUCUAAAAGGAUAAUCUUCCAUGUUGCCAUCAAACUGCCUGGAUUUUGUUCACAUUUCAACAGUCACGCAGUAGCAAUUCAGUUGCUUUGCCCUUUUACAGCCCCUGGACAGAGGGUGGGGAGGCAGUUAUGCAUCUGUUCACAAUUUUGUGAAUUAUUUUUUUUCUUUUUUGAUUUGAGCUGGAUCAAUGUUCACUUCCCAUUUUCAGUUUGUUUUUUAAAGCAGCUGGUUUCACCGAAAGAUUGGUAAGCUGGGGAGGUUGAUGGCACACAAAAUGCUUUAGCCCUUAGAGCCAAGAAUUUUUAAUUGAGUCUCCGUAUACCAACUUGUGUAUGAUUAGAAGUGUGAAUUUGGAAGGUCAAGAUAUGUUUGGCAGCCUGACAAAUGUACGAUGAAUAACUAUGUCUAAUUUAGAGUUUUGAUUUCUCUCUCUGCUGCCCAUCCUGAGUUUGGACAUUUUGGUUAAUUUGUAUGUAUGUGCACUUUGAAUGAAAAAGUGAUGCUGUCCCAAUUAUUUCAAAUUAUUUUCCCUCCUGCAUUUGAGCCACAAGAUAUACAAAAAGAGGAUUAGGCUCAGAUGAGCAGGAACACAUUUUCUUCAAGUGUGUGGGGUUUUUUGUUUUUUGUUUUUGUUUUUUAAUUUAAAAGUUAGAUGAAUAACUUCCAAGGUGUCCCCAAGCAGCUUAAACGUCCAAAACCAAGACUUAGCUGCUCAGUAUAGAUCUCACUGAUGUUGAGAAAAUUGUCAUGGUCACAUUGAGCACAUAAAUAAAUCAUUCUUGUUUUAACAAUUGUACACCUAGUGUGUAAACUUUCCCUCUUCAUUCAUAUAGUUAUACCAGGCUUGUCAAUGUAUGUCAGUACCUACUUACAUCUUCCAAGUAUAUGCUUUCCCCUCUGGCCCAUACUUCCAUGUGUCAGGGGAUGGUUUUGAGGGGCCCUGCCAAUUAUGAUUUUUCUUCCCCAUUUUAACCAACCCACCCUUGACUCAGUUUGUCACAUGCCUGACCAGAAGGGAAGCAAUUGGCAGGACAGCCUUCAUGGGCAAGCACAUGGCUUCCGCAGAACUUGACCCAGAGAAUGAGUGAUGAUGUGAGUGCUAGGCACUGCCAAAUUAGGAUCUUUUGACAUUAUUCAAGCUUCCUAGCUAGGGAAAAAAGUACAACAGCAACACAAGAUGUAAAAGCAGCAGCUUUUCUGACAUGAGAAAUGGCAAAAGGAAUUGAGAUUUUGAGCCAAUUGUGAUCUUUAAGAAAAGAGGGUCAUCCUUGUGCCAUUUUUUGAAGUCUGAAUUUAAGUCAACUAAUAUUCGCCAACCCCUCUUCCUCAGACUUCUACUGGGGAUCCAGGUGUGAUCAUGUGGUUUUAACUCCACUUGGUCUGACAGUGUGUGUGUGUGUGUGUGUCUCUCUCUCUCUCUAUCUCUUUUCAGGGCACACAUCCUGCUGAAUGAGAGAGAUGCAUUUGAGGAGGGGAGAUGACACAACCAUCCCUGAUCCCUGUAAAUCAUACUAGGUUCCCUCUAAUAAGGCAUGUAAUUUGAUACAUUUCUUCUGUAAAGUAAAAUUCUUCCACUACAGAUGCAUCUAAAUAGCACAAAAUGGGCUUGAAGGAAACAUAAUCAACUUAAAAUUCUAAUUCCAAAGGAGUCAAAAGUCUUAACUAAAAGCAAUAGGUGACUCCUUGAAAGAAGAAUUUAUGUAAAUAGUUAAAUGUUGAACUCUCUAAAAGACUGGCUGCAGGGGAAUAUGUUUUUAAUAGUUUGAGUGUCUCUAUGCAAAGUUGACAUUUUCUACAUUUUAAAAAGUUCUUUAAAGGAGUUUUUUAAUUAUUUGAGGGGGCAAACCUAAUAAAAACUCAUUGCUUCUGCUAGAUUUCAGAAACAUUAAACUUAAUCAAUAUUGCCUAUUAGAUAAUGAUGUUAGUGCAAAUCACAUCAACUGCCUACAACAAAGUAAUGUGUACAAUUUUUUUUUAAAAGGGUCUGGAUGUUAAAGGUACUUUUAUUAUCUCUGUUGCCAGCAUAAGGCACCAGCAGUGUGCUUGGGUGGUGUGGAGAAAUCAGUGCAUUUAUUGUAAAGAAAAUGUUUGCUAAAUGUUUUCAGUUUCAGCCUAUAUUCUCUUGGUCUAGGUAAGAGUGUUGAUUGAUUGAUUUUUUUUUUACCUGGAAGAGACAGACCUUUCAUCUCUCAAUAUGUAAAAUUUAAACAUCAAGAAACUGAUUAUACAGGAUUAUAAAAUAUUCCCCCUUUCCCUCACCACAGAUCUGAGAUCAGUGGAAGGAUCUCUGUGCAUGUUUCACACAUUAAUUUUAACAAGUCAUUAAUGAAGCCUUAUUCUUGAAGUCUCUCCCACAUUCUUCCCACUUUUUCUUGAGGGGGAUGCUUGCAAACUGGUACACAAGAGCAAAGUUUUCUUUUAGCAGCUGUACUAAUAAUAAAAUGCAUGAAUUGCUUCUCUACAUAUGGACUUAAGAAGUUUCUUUCCAGCUUUGGGUUUCAUGGCAAAGUGUUUAAAAUAUACUGUAUAUAGCUAAACAGCGUGUGCCAUCUGGCUGUGAAAAUGGACUUAUUUCUCCAGUGUAUUUAAUUUUAAGUCUUCCCAAAGCCACCAACAGCUUGUUUACACAUUUAGGUAAAUGUGUGCCUUCAUCAUUUAUGUCUGCAGAACUGCUGUACAACGUGAAAGAUGGAGGUUUUGUUGUUUUUUUUGUUUUUGUUUUGUUUUUCUUCCAUAGAUUCCAAGGACAGAAGGGACCAUUUUGAUCAUCUAGUCUGACCUCCUGUAGAACACAGGCCACAGAACUUACCCAAAAUAUUUCCUAGAGCAGAGUUUUUAGAAAAAAUAAAAUCCAAUCUGGAUUUAAAAAUUGUCAGUGAUGGAGAAUCCAUGGCUUUUAAAAAAAAAUAAUUAGUUGCCCUUCCCAAUGUGACUUCAUUUCACAUUAGGUGAUGUUGGAAGAUCUGCAAGCUCCACUAAGCUAUCAUUCCCAACAGGGCCUACUGGUUGUGAAAGAAAGCUGGGAGAGGACAAACAACUUCUUUAAAAACAAAAACAGAAGGCAUUGAUAAAUAGAGAGAGGCUAUUUGUAUUCUUAAGCCUGUAUCUGACUUGUUAGAUUAAUGAGAGGCUCAAGAGGCCUUUUCCCCCCUUUAGUUUACCCUUGCUCCUGUGAGUAAAUGACUUCUGCAAAAGUCGAGUUUGAAAAGAUCGUGAUCAUAGAAUCAUAGAAUAUCAGGGUUGGAAGGGACUUCAGAAGGUCAUCUAGUCCAACCCCCUGCUCAAAGCAGGACCAAUCCCCAACUAAAUCAUAACUUGAAGCAAUUGCUUUUGAUGUUUUAAACUAGUCCUUUUUGUACAAAACACUAGGACCACACUGCUAAGAUUGCCUUAAAACAAGUACAUCCUAACUCUUUGCAGAAUUACUUGAAAUAUGACAAAUGUACUACAGAUACUAAAGAACUGAUAACUGACAAUUAUAAGCAUAAUAAGAAAUAUUGGUUAUUUGUACUAUUCUAUGGUAUAAACAGCAUGUUGUAUUCAGCACACACUAGAACUUCUGACAUCUAAACUUGACUAUAGACUAUUGAUUUUAUACUUAUGUGGUUCUGGCUGAAUAAAUAAACAUAGAAUCAUAGAAUAUCAGGGUUGGAAGGGACCCCAGAAGGUCAUCUAGUCCAACCCCCUGCUCAAAGCAGGACCAAGUCCCAGUUAAAUCAUCCCAGCCAGGGCUUUGUCAAGCCUGACCUUAAAAACCUCUAAGGAAGGAGAUUCUACCACCUCCCUAGGUAACGCAUUCCAGUGUUUCACCACCCUCUUAGUGAAAAAGUUUUUCCUAAUAUCCAAUCUAAACCUCCCCCAUUGCAACUUGAGACCAUUACUCCUCGUUCUGUCAUCUGCUACCAUUGAGAACAGUCUAGAGCCAUCCUCUUUGAAACCCCCUUUCAGGUAGUUGAAAGCAGCUAUCAAAUCCCCCCUCAUUCUUCUCUUCUGCAGACUAAACAAUCCCAGCUCCCUCAGCCUCUCCUCAUAAGUCAUGUGCUCUAGACCCCUAAUCAUUUUUGUUGCCCUUCGUUGUACUCUUUCCAAUUUAUCCACAUCCUUCCUGUAGUGUGGGGCCCAAAACUGGACACAGUACUCCAGAUGAGGCCUCACCAGUGUCGAAUAGAGGGGAACGAUCACGUCCCUCGAUCUGCUCGCUAUGCCCCUACUUAUACAACCCAAAAUGCCAUUGGCCUUCUUGGCAACAAGGGCACACUGCUGACUCAUAUCCAGCUUCUCGUCCACUGUCACCCCUAGGUCCUUUUCCGCAGAACUGCUGCCGAGCCAUUCGGUCCCUAGUCUGUAGCGGUGCAUUGGAUUCUUCCAUCCUAAGUGCAGGACCCUGCAUUUAUCCUUAUUGAACCUCAUUAGAUUUCUUUUGGCCCAAUCCUCCAAUUUGUCUAGGUCCUUCUGUAUCCUAUCCCUCCCCUCCAGCGUAUCUACCACUCCUCCCAGUUUAGUAUUUCUGUGAUCUUUACAGAAACAAGGGAUUUUAAAAAAAUGAAAAGUAUUUUAUUCCAUUUUUGUUGAAUUUAAAAUGUUUGAAUGUUUUUUGCAAAUAGCUGGUUUGAACACCACUCACAUCGAAAAGGAAAAUUUAUCUAUUUGCAGGCAAAUUUAAUUAUUUUUACUUCAACUGUGAUGUACUACCAGCUCUUUCAGAGUGAGUUAUGGGUAAACCUUCUCUUGUCAGGUUGUAUGCUGGUCAACAAUCCCGGCACUUUGGAGUCAAUAGAUACUAAUUCAUGUGGUGGUAUUUUACAAUCCAGCACAUUUUGUGUUCAUAUUAAUUAAAAAAGUGUGGAAUGAAACAAAUUAAGUGUUGCAGGAGUCAAUAAACACUGGGUCAUGUUAAAUUCUG
Molecule: messenger RNA, 6785 nt
Organism: Dermochelys coriacea (leatherback sea turtle)
Lineage: Eukaryota; Metazoa; Chordata; Testudines; Dermochelyidae
Gene: EGLN3
Product: egl-9 family hypoxia inducible factor 3
Exons: 5
Coding region: 564-1289 (241 amino acids)
Biological process (GO): cellular response to hypoxia; peptidyl-proline hydroxylation to 4-hydroxy-L-proline
Cellular component (GO): cytoplasm; nucleus
Molecular function (GO): ferrous iron binding; L-ascorbic acid binding; peptidyl-proline 4-dioxygenase activity
Source: RefSeq, a predicted model, not a curated record